UCAUCGCCGGUCAUGUCUGACCAGUGACCUCCGUUCUCAAUCCAAGUGAAGUCACAGGUUCGCCGUCUCCCUUGUCAUUUCUUCCCAUGGCCUCCAUCAGCCUCUCUCCUUUGCAAACUUCUCCUUCUCUUCGCGUACUAUCUUCGUAUACUCCUCAAACUGCCCCCAAUCUCUCAUUCUAUUCACACUCUAAGCCUUCCAUCCCCUUUCCUUCCACUUCUUUAAAACCCUACACCCCAAUUAUACCUCGCUCUCGUUCUCGCUCUCGUUCUCGCUCUCUAAUUGUCCCGGCAGCCGUCAAGAAAAUCUCCGAGACGGACUUAGUAGCCGUGCCUUUAACGGCGGAGGAGUUCUCUCAAAAAUUGCCAUCAGAAUCGGGUGUGUAUGCAGUUUACGAUAAGAACGAUGACCUUCAAUUCAUUGGCAUAUCCCGGAACGUUGGGGCUAGCGUUUUCUCUCACCUGAAGUCGGUUCCGGACCUUUGCUCCUCCGUUAAGGUUGGGAUAGUAGAUGAACCGGAUAAAGAGUCACUUACCCAAGCUUGGAAAUCAUGGAUGGAAGAACAUAUAAAAACCACUGGAAAGGUUCCACCAGGCAAUCAAUCAGGGAAUGCUACGUGGAUCAGGCAGCCACCAAAGAAGAAGUCAGAUCUUCGGCUUACACCUGGCCGUCAUGUUCAGCUAACAGUUCCUCUGGAGGAGCUCAUUGGGAAAUUGGUCAAGGAGAGCCAGGUGGUGGCCUUUAUCAAGGGAUCACGAAAUGCCCCAUUAUGUGGAUUCUCUCAAAGGGUAAUUGGCAUUCUUGAAACCCAAGGAAUUGAUUAUGAGAGUGUAGACGUGCUGGAUGAAGAAUAUAAUUAUGGAUUGAGAGAGACGCUGAAGAAGUAUAGCAACUGGCCUACAUUCCCACAAAUUUUUGUCAAUGGAGAAUUGAUAGGAGGAUGUGAUAUAUUGACUUCCAUGCAUGAGAAGGGUGAGCUAGCUGGUUUGUUGAAAAAGUAGGUUCUUGAUUUUAUGAUGCCCAACCCUUCUAAAUGGGUGUAGCAGAGUGAAAUAGGAUGAUGAGGAAGUUGAAGGAAAAAACGAAGUUCAUGAUAUGUUUAUGAUGUGAUUGUGUUGGAACCUUCUUCGAUUUGAAUCAUAAAUAUGAGGAAAUGCCAAUUACUUCUUCA
Molecule: messenger RNA, 1171 nt
Organism: Manihot esculenta (cassava)
Lineage: Eukaryota; Viridiplantae; Streptophyta; Magnoliopsida; Malpighiales; Euphorbiaceae
Product: bifunctional monothiol glutaredoxin-S16, chloroplastic
Exons: 2
Coding region: 87-1001 (304 amino acids)
Source: RefSeq, a predicted model, not a curated record